AAACAGUAAAGAAGCGUCAUUGCGUCUCGAGACGCGGACGCUGCGCGAGCAGAUUUGGAAAUAGGCUUCCUCAGGCACCAAGAGAAAGUGUUGUUAUAGAGGAAGAGCUGCGCGAUGGCGUCUACUUUAGCGCUUCUUCUUCUCCUUUCUGCAGGUUUAUUCACGGUAAAAGCUGGUGAUGACUGUAAGAGCUACUUGAACAUUAAUAACGAGUUCAAGAAUUGGAUUAACUGCUAUGGUCGGGAGCAUUGCUGUGGAUCCUGUAAUCACAGAUACUGCUGCUCCUCUGAAUAUUUUAAGUUAUCCGAAAGUGAUCAAAACCUCUGCACUUUAAGAAACAAUAAUAUUGUUAUUGGCUCAUUAAUAACGGGGGUGAUCCUUAUCGCUGUGUUCAUCACCUGCUGCUGUAUCUAUAAAAUGUGUAGAACACCCAGACCUGUGGCAGGAGCUCAUGUGACUACAAUCUCAAAUGCACAUUUCAUUCAGCAGCAGCCUGUAAUGCAGGCGGGCCAGUACCCACAAUACCAACCAGUGCCGACUCAACCGGGUUAUGGUCAGCCAAUGCAGACGGGCCUGUAUCAGGGACAGCCAUAUGCACCAGGACCCCCGCCCUCAUAUCACGUGGCCGUGAGUCCUGGAUAUCCCACUGGUCAGAGUGCAUAUGACGGAGGCCAGGCCAUGUACCCCAUGCAGCCGCCUGCCCAGCCGGGGGUCAUGUAUAUGCCUUCAGAAACAUUGAAUCAGCCGGCCUACAACCCCGCCUACGUGCAGCCACCAAACAUCGCUUACUAAAGCGCGACCGUCUGUCAAUCUGCUGGACUGUGGAGGUUGACGCAUAUUUCGCGAAGCAGUCAGAAUGUGGCCAAAAUAAUGUGGAUUAUACAAAAAUAGUGGAUGUGUUAGACUCAGGUUAUUACUGGUUUUAAAUUGAGUUAUUUUGCGUUAUUACGUUUAGUAAUUUCUUUCAGUUUCGUUUUCACUCCGUGGCAAACUGUGGAAAAAUGUUUUUGGGAAUUGUAAAUAAAGCAAAGAUUAGUUUUACAAGAAAAUACAAUUUCAGUCUUUCUACAAGCAAUAAGUGAAUUGUUUUAAUGCAGUUUUAGUUGUUUUUUUUCUACUUUCAUAUUAAUUAUUAGAUUAUUAUUUUAAAACUGAACUGAACUGUUACACAAUAUAAAAUGUAAAGUUCUUUCGUUUCAGUUUACGUAACUCUGUUAUUGAGUUUUCAUAUUUUCAUUAACGGUGUUACUCAUAAAUAUGAUUGUGUAGGGGUUUACAUUUCAGAUGACAGUGACGGGGAUUCCGUUCAAACAAAGUGUCAACAAGUUUUCUAUUUUGAGCUUUUUUCCUUUGAGGGUCUAAAAAAAUGCAACCGCACUUGAACAACAAUGACUGUCACAAAAUUUCCACAAUCAUGUCACGAGUCCCACUGACUUUCUGUAGCAAGUUUAAAUGCACAUGAAAGAUUUAAAGCACAAAAUGGCUGUCAAAGUAGGAAAAAGGGUUGCAUUUUUGAUAAAGCAACCUUUGUUAAAGCAUUAUGGGAAACCACUGUCAUUCACAGUUCCUUAUUGUAUUGUUUUAGGUUACACAGUUUUUUUGAGAAGCAGCCUAUUUGUUUAACGGCUAUACAUUUUGUAAAUGUUUAACUGCUGUUUUUUAUGUUUUUAUGCUUGAAAGAAGGGAAAACUAUAUUUAAAGGAUGUCAAACUCAACAAAGUCAUCCAAACCUUGAAUGUAUAUGGCGCAACCUACUGGUCAAAUAAAAAAGAAACAAUCUA
This is a messenger RNA of Carassius auratus (goldfish), 1781 nucleotides long. Its product is annotated as protein shisa-5-like. The record is from RefSeq and is a predicted model, not a curated record. The transcript has 5 exons. Bases 115 to 792 code for a protein of 225 amino acids. NCBI's taxonomy places the organism in Eukaryota, Metazoa, Chordata, Actinopteri, Cypriniformes, Cyprinidae.